This is a messenger RNA of Cajanus cajan (pigeon pea), 1093 nucleotides long. Its product is annotated as zinc finger protein ZAT11. The record is from RefSeq and is a predicted model, not a curated record. NCBI's taxonomy places the organism in Eukaryota, Viridiplantae, Streptophyta, Magnoliopsida, Fabales, Fabaceae. Gene Ontology annotation, biological process: response to stress; response to chitin.
GAUCCAUUAUUCUCAACCGAUCCAUGAAGAGAGAAAGAGAAAAGGAAGGAACAACGUUAGAAAGCUGGGACGUGACAAACUGUGCCAUGACGCCUCAUGCAAGUGUGUCCACAAACCCUCAAGUUUUUGAAUGCAAAACGUGCAACCGCAAAUUCUCGUCGUUUCAAGCACUGGGUGGCCACAGAGCUAGCCACAAGAGGGUGAGGCUCGGAGGGGAAGAACAACUCGGAGCAGGGGCUAAAUCUAUGGGCCUGAGUGGGCCCAAAAUGCACGAGUGCUCCAUUUGUGGUCAGGGUUUCCUUAUGGGCCAGGCCCUCGGAGGACACAUGAGAAGGCACAGAGACAGAGGUGCAACCAACAAAGCGUUUUCUUCCAUAAACGAGGUUGUUGCAAAAGUUUCGGUAUUCAAGAGAUCGUGCAAUGCCAAGGUUUUCUGCUUGGACCUCAACUUAACUCCUCUCGAGAAUGAUUUCAAGUUAUUGUUGUUCGGGAAAGUGUCGCCUAAAGUUAAUCUUUCCUCCUUCUGAUUUUUGUUUUUUCUCCUUUGACACAAUCUUUCUUUCAAUUCUUUUUGUGCAAAUGGUGAAUUCGUUUUGUUUAUGUUCUGGAAGUAGCAAUUGUAAUCAGUUGAACACGAUUAACGUGAGCUAAUCAGCAAAGCGUAUCAUGCUUAGCGAGUUGCAUUAUUCGGUUAAUGUCACUGUAUAACGCGUGUACGUGUUAUGUUUAUUACCAACUGUUCUUACCGAUAUCACCGAUAUCAACUCGUCUUUUGGUAUGGGAUGCCUUCUUCCCCAGGUUCAAUUCUCCCCGCGAGCUCCGAUCUUCUUCUUGAGGUCCUCGGAUGUACCUGCAAAAAGGACUCCGACGAUCAAGUUAGUUUGUUUUGUCCCAUGUCAUGUAUUGCUUAUAUUAUUACCUGUUGUUGUCCUCGUGUAACAGUGUAACUGUUGUUUGGUUAUUGUCUGAAGGUUAUUGGCGGUUAAGCCACGUCAUCUCGGUGUGCUGAGGUGUAUUACCAGUCUUCUUUCUCCGAUGUUACACCUCGGCAUUUCAUAUGUUUAUUCUAAUUUACACGAAUGGUUAUCUCGGU